Molecule: messenger RNA, 2994 nt
Organism: Alternaria atra
Lineage: Eukaryota; Fungi; Ascomycota; Dothideomycetes; Pleosporales; Pleosporaceae
Exons: 2
Coding region: 1-2994 (997 amino acids)
Biological process (GO): GPI anchor metabolic process; endoplasmic reticulum to Golgi vesicle-mediated transport
Cellular component (GO): endoplasmic reticulum
Molecular function (GO): phosphatidylinositol deacylase activity
Source: RefSeq, a predicted model, not a curated record
AUGCGGCGGCGCUCAUCCGCAGACCCAAGCUCUGAUCAAGACCAUCUCGAUUUGGCAGCCGACCUUUCGCCCGCACCAAUUCCGGAACAUGAGGAUAAGCUCGACCAUCAGACCGAGGGAUUGCUAGUGAACGCGCAGGGCUGGGUGAACAAGGGUACGCCCAAGGAGGAGGAGGACGAGGUCAAGGGCGUGCCAGUCCUCUUCGUCCCCGGAAACGCUGGGAGUUACAAGCAAGUCCGCUCCCUCGCCGCCGAAGCCGCGUACCACUACCAUAAUACUGUCCAACACGAUGUGGACGCCGGCAAAGCGGGAAAGAGGCCACUAGACUUCUUUUCGGUCGAUUUCAAUGAAGACAUCACCGCGUUCCACGGCCAAACAUUGCUAGAUCAGGCCGAAUACCUCAACGACGCCAUCACGUACAUUCUAUCCCUGUACCACACUCCCGGCAAGUUUCUCCGCGACUCCAGCCUGCCAGACCCAACUUCGGUCAUCGUAGUCGGACACUCUAUGGGCGGUGUGGUCGCGCGCACCAUGCUCACCAUGCCUAAUUACCAGGCCAAUUCGAUCAACACCAUCAUCACGCUCGCUGCGCCCCACGCCAGGCCGCCAGUGUCCUUCGACGGAGAUAUCGUUCGCACAUACAAGGGGGUAAACGAUUACUGGCGACGCGCCUACUCGCAGAAAUGGGCCAUUGAUAACCCGCUCUGGCAUGUCACGCUUAUCUCGAUUGCGGGAGGAAGUUUGGAUACUAUGAUUUCUUCAGAUUAUGCCAGCAUAGAGUCACUGGUGCCCGAGACUCAUGGAUUCACUGUUUUCUCCACGUCGAUGCCAAAUGUCUGGACUGGCAUUGAUCACCUAGCAAUCACCUGGUGUGAUCAGCAUAGGAAGGCUGUAGUACGCGCUUUGUACGAGGUCAUAGAUGUGUCACGCGCAACUCAGACUGUUCCACGAGCUGAGCGCAUGCGCGGCUUCAAGAGGUGGUUCUUGACGGGACUGGAGGAUAUUGCCGAGAAGACCCUACCUCAAAAAGAAGCCAAAACACUUCUCACGCUUGAAGAGAACAGUGCCAUCAUUUCAGAAGGCGAAAAGCUCGUGCUCAGGAGUCUUGGCAAGUCGAAACAGCGGCCAAACGCGCACCUAAUCCCUGUACCGCCACAGGCCGUAGGAAAGAAGUUUACUCUUCUUACCAGCGAGCGAUUGGAUCAUCCCGGGGACCACGGCUUGCUUGAGGUGCUGUUUUGUAGUGUAUUUCCAUCACAACCUGGCCAGUCAACUACGCUCUUCUCAAUGAACAUGGAUCUUUCAGGCGAUAGUGUCGGUGCCACACGACUUGCCUGCAAAAACGCCGCGUCGGACGUUAUUGCGCUUCCUGCCUCGACACGCCACUCAACCUACCCCUUCAAGAUGGAUGAGCGACCUUUCUCGUAUCUCCAAUACGACCUCGAAGAUCUUGCAGAGCAUCAGUUUGUGGCGGUUGUUGACAAGGCUGGUGAGCGCAGCACGGGUUGGGUAGUCGCUGAAUUCAGUGCUGCCCCCGAUGCUCAAAUCGUUGUCGAUAUGGGCUUGCAGCGCCUUUUGACUACUGGAAUGUCCCUCAGACUUCCAGCGCAGCGUCCCCUUAUGACGGACAUCAAGAUUCCAGCUCUGCACUCUGCUCUCCUAGCCUACAAUAUCCACAUUGGCAAGCAGUCGUGCGACGCAGGAGAGCUCUUCGCUCCUCUACUACGGCAGUACGUCACCGACAUCUACGAGAGCAAGUUCUUCGUCAACGUCAAGGAUGCUAGCAUUAACCUUCACGGCGUAUCGCCAUACAUGCCGCCUGCUCUUCACGCUAAGCAGCCUUCCAAUGGGUUGUCACUACAAAUCUGGUCUGAUCCCACUUGCGAGAGCAGUGUCGAGAUUAAUCUGAACGUGGACAUACUGGGCAGUUUCGGAAAGCUCUGGAUACGCUACCGCAUCAUCUUCGCCGCAUUCCCGAUACUGAUCGUUUCUCUAGUUCUACGCCAACAGUUCAGGACGUACGACAAUAGUGGAGUCUUCAUGAGCUUUACUCAGGGACUGAACGAGUGUCUGAAGAGCUCAUUCCCACUAGCUCUGUCCGCGCUUACCUUCCUGUCGAUUGCUCUAGCAGGCGCCCAACAUCAGUCAAAGCAAUGGUCUUUCCGUGGGAAGCCUACCAACAUGACAUCAUCACUCGAUACUGCCUGCAACGAAUUGCUUCUCGGUUCGGACGACACCUUCUUUUGGUUCCUUGUCCCACUGUUUGGUUUGAUGUGCAUUGGCGUCUGCGUGGCUAUCAACUACGCUGUGCUUCUAGUAGAAUUUGCUCUCGCCUCCCUGUACUCUAUCGUCAUCUCAACCAAACUUCGAAGGGAAGAAGCAAAGAGAUCACCGUCGGCCUUCGCAGUCACGUCCAACCGACAGCGCAUCGUUACAACAUGCAUCUUGCUGUCACUAGUCUCGACAGUGAUACCAUAUCACUUCGCUUACGUUGUACUCUGCCUGGUGCAGCUCGCAACUAGCGUCCGCGCCUUCCGACUGGCGAGAGAGUCUAGUCUUGACUCGAACUACAACUUCUACAACUACGCCCACUCGAUAUUCAUCCUAAUGUUCUGGAUAGUGCCCAUCAAUCUUCCGGUACUGGUAGUCUGGAUACGCAACUUGGCGGUCCAUUGGAUGACGCCUUUCUCCUCGCACCACAACAUCCUCUCAAUCAUGCCGUUUAUCCUGCUCGUCGAAACACUGAGCACUGGCCGCAUGAUUCCCCGAGCGGAGUUUCGUGUUUCGUUCUUCACAAACAUCUUGCUUUUCUCCAUAGGCGCAUAUGCCGCUGUCUACGGUGUCACAUACGCAUAUGUUCUGCACCAUCUAGCAAACAUACUCUGCGCCUGGCUGGUAGCCAUCCACUUUGACCCAUCAACAUGGUCUCCGAGGAGAGCAAGCAAUACCAUAGAAAGCAGCAGUCCGGAUAGCGAAACAAAGAAACGACCAUGA